Molecule: messenger RNA, 1754 nt
Organism: Brassica rapa (field mustard)
Lineage: Eukaryota; Viridiplantae; Streptophyta; Magnoliopsida; Brassicales; Brassicaceae
Product: protein CANDIDATE G-PROTEIN COUPLED RECEPTOR 7
Biological process (GO): transport
Cellular component (GO): Golgi apparatus; membrane
Source: RefSeq, a predicted model, not a curated record
GAAUUUAGAACCGAACCGAACCAUUACAUUAAUUUAUAGUCAACUAGCUAUCAGCCUAUCAUCAAUACAGGAUCUAGAGAUCGUACGGUUCUCGUUCGCUCUCAUGAAUCACAUCUAUAAACUAACGGCCUGGAUCACAAGAGUUGCUCGCGAAGAAGAAGAAGAACACAAUUGAAUCUGAGCUCUCUCCUCUCCUCUCCGUAACUCGAAAUCAAUCGACGAAACCGCUAACCUCCAAUGAUGGAUCUCUCCUCUCGCUUCACAUCGAUCCUCGUCAUCUUCCUCACCAUCACAUCAACCUUCGCCGAGAUCCGCAAAUCCGAGAUCCGAUCCGAUGACCGGCCCAUCAUCCCCUUGGACGAGUUCGGAUUCACACACACAGGCCGCCUCGAGCUCGACGCCUCCAAGAUCUCCCUCUCCAACACCAACCCCGACCUCGAUCUCUCCAAGGUCGGCUUCUUCCUCUGCACGCGCGACGCCUGGGUGCACGUGAUCCAACAGCUCGAGGAAGAGGAGAUCACGUGCGCUCUCCAAUCAGAUCUCGUCAAGCACGUGUUCACCUUCAACAAACUCAACAAGAACAGCUCCUUCUCCACCGUGUUCACCGAGAACGACGCCGAUCAGUACUCCCUCGUCUUCGCCAACUGCCUCCAGCAGGUGAAAGUCUCCAUGGACGUCAGAUCCGCCAUGUACAACCUCGAAGGGAAGAGCGGAGGCCGCGAUUACCUCUCCGCGGGAAGAACCGUCCUUCCGAAAGUCUAUUUCCUCUUCUCCGUCAUCUACUUCUCCCUAGCCGCCACGUGGAUCUACGUUUUAUUCAAGAAACGACGCACCGUCUUCGCGAUCCACUUCUUCAUGCUCGGCGUCGUCGUUUUGAAGGCUUUGAACUUGUUGUGUGAGGCUGAGGAUAAGUCCUACAUUAAGAAAACCGGAUCCGGUCAUGGAUGGGAUGUGUUGUUCUACAUCUUCAGUUUCCUCAAGGGGAUAACUCUCUUUACUCUGAUCGUCUUGAUAGGGACGGGAUGGUCUUUCUUGAAGCCUUACUUGCAGGACAAGGAAAAGAAAGUGUUGAUGAUCGUCAUUCCUCUUCAGGUUGUUGCUAACUUCGCGCAGGUGGUUAUCGACGAGACGGGGCCUUACGGGCAAGACUGGGUCACGUGGAAACAGAUCUUUUUGCUCGUUGAUGUGGUUUGUUGUUGCGCUGUUUUGUUUCCCAUUGUGUGGUCGAUCAAGAACUUGCGUGAGGCGGCGAAGACUGAUGGGAAGGCUGCUGUGAAUUUGGUUAAGUUGACUCUGUUUAGGCAUUACUACAUUGUGGUUAUCUGCUAUAUCUACUUUACGCGCGUUGGCGUUUAUGCGUUGGAGACUAUUACCUCUUACAAGUAUAUGUGGACUAGUGUUGUGGCUAGCGAGUUGGCUACUUUGGCGUUCUAUCUUUUUACUGGUUAUAAGUUUAGGCCGGAGGUGCAUAACCCUUACUUUGUUGUUGAUGAUGAUGAGGAAGAGGCGGCAGCUGAGGCCCUGAAGCUUGAAGACGAGUUUGAAUUGUAAGUGAUUCGCGAAAGAAGCAUACUUUUGUUUGACAGGAUGAUUGAGAGUAAAUUGGAUCAUUAUCAAAAUUUAUCUGGUAAACCAGCUUUUCUUUUGUUUAUUUGAGUUGUUAGGACACUUACUCGUAUGAAUGUCUUGUCUUAUCCAUUUCAUAGUAUUAUUGUGUAUUAAUAUGGUAAAUAAAACGCUUGGUGCUUUUUACU